AUGGCUGGAGCGGUUCCUCGGACCCUCGAGCAGGAACAGAAGAUGGAUGAAGAGGUUCCUCGGACCCUUCAGCAGGAACAGACAGGAUUAACAGGUACGGAGCCACAAAUCCUCCAGCCUGCGGUCAUUGAGUCUGCCCUGUGCUCCUCCAUCACAGUCUGUUCCUGCAAUGCACUGGUCACUUUCAGUAGUCAGGAACUGAUAGACACUGACCUCAGCCUGAAGCUAGACUUUAUUUGGAUUGGACCGACAGUGGAGACUAUAGGAGAUGCAUACAUGGUGGUGAGCGGCCUACCUGAAAGGAACGGAGACAGACAUGUGGAUGAAAUUGCCAAGAUGGCUCUGGAUCUGGUAGCAGCCGUCAGACAGGUCUCCAUUCCUCACAUGCCCAAUGAGAGGCUUCAGCUCAGAGCUGGCAUCCACACAGGUCCAUGUGUGGCAGGAAUAGUGGGCUACAAGAUGCCAAGAUACUGUCUAUUUGGAGAUACCGUCAACACAGCCUCUAGAAUGGAAUCAACCAGCCUGCCUCAGAAAAUCCACAUCAGUUCAGAAGCAUACCUGGCUCUGAUCAAAGACAAUGCUUAUGAGCUGCAGCUUCGUGGAGAGAUUGAGAUUAAGGGUAAGGGCAAAAUGUAUACAUACUGGCUGAUUGGCCACAAGAACUACAGCGUGCAGAAUGACAGUCUGGUUUGCCACUGGAAUCCCAACAUGGCCAGAAAGAAGAAAAUGUUAGCAGGGAGCCAGGUAUCUGUGAGCAAUUCAUCAGUGACAGUGCAGAGUCUGACCGAGAAGGCUUCCACUCCAGUGUCUCUUCUCAUGAACCAAACUUCGCCACAGCCACCGAAAGACAAACCUGGCAAGAGAAUGGCAGCUCAGAUGGAGACCUACAGCAGCAGCUGCAGUACCCUUGGCUCUAUGAUUGGAGGACUGCAGGGAGGAGAUAAGAGUCCUCAACCCAGCCAGCAUAGCAGUGGACUCAAACCUGAUCUGGUUCCUGUCUCCAACCAGCAUGUGUAGCCAAUAACUGCCAGCAUAAAUUAACCUAAGAGAAUCUGAGAAAUUAGUUUGUUGCAGGUAGCGCUUUAACAGCUGAAAGACAUAGUUAGUUGUCACCUGACAUAAAAAAAUUUCAACUCAUACUAAUUUCCUUCCUGAACUUUUGAGUUGGAAAGUCUCACUCAUACCAAGUAUUACAAAGAAAGUUCGACAUUCUGUCAUCAGACACACGCCAACAGUGUCAAUCAGGCCAAGCAGACACACAAAGGUGGUUAUCUAUGGAGAGAAUUUUGGCUCAAAAGGGUUAUAAAUGCAUACAUUAUCAUCCACAGCAUCAGCGUAUUUAAACUAUAUAUAUCAACCUUCACAGGGUACUGUGUAGUGUCUGUAAUUGGUAAAUCUAUGUUUUCCAGUAGAGUUCUGUUUAGAAGAAGGCCAGAUGACAGCAAGAUCUUGAACGCAGCUUACAUUUGUGAGUCUGUGUGAAGCUGGCAGCAUGAAAUUCGUCCCCACGUGGGCAUGUGACCUGUGCAAUUUGUGCACUCGUAUUUAAGGUUGUAAGUGAGAAGGAUGUUACAUGUAGUUUAGACAUCUAGAUGCACGGAAAGCUUUUUGAAAGUGAAAAUCAUGUGAAGUUGAACUUCAUAAAUUAUGUGUAAAUGAUCCGUAGUUAUUCAUGUUUAGGUGCAUGCAUUUGCAAAAUAGUUUACAUGUGGUUAAAUUGCUUUGUAUUUGUGUGUGGAUUGAACAUUUUUGUAAAGCUUUAUUAACAUACCAUACACAUUUUUAACCCUUUUGAGUCCAAUUUCUUUCCAAAGUUAUUGGCUCAGAGUAAUUAGGCUUGAUAUUGAAAAUGGCCCCAGAACCAGACUCCUGGCAAGGGACUGGACUCAGUCUCAAGUGUCCCUUAGAGGCAGUGGGCAAGAGUGGGUAUUCUUGCUUUCUCCGAGUAGACAAAAGGUUUGUUUUCUUGUGCUGAAUAAUAGUUCAGAGUACUCAACUUUCUUGGAGUUGCUGGGUGGGGUUCUGGAUGAUGCCACACUUCGUAUCGACAGACUUCAAUGACAAUGACAGCUAGAUCUGGAGGGGCGUGAUCAGGUGGAACAGCCAGCCUGAUCUGGACAAGAGAAAUGUCCUGCCAUUGGACUUUUGUUGGGUGGUGGGAGUUAAAGAGUAGGCGCUUGUCUUGUGUGUGGGUUUCUGGUAAACUUCAAUGUUGAGGCUUUCAUCCUGUUCAAUGAGCACAACACUGUCCAGGAAUGGUAACCCAUUAUCCUUGGUAUCCUCCUCCCUAAACUUUGUUUUUAACCACUGAGUUGAUGUGAUCCGUGAAGGUUUCUACUUCUUAGGUUUUGAUUUUGACUUAAUAUGAAGAAGAACUUGUGUUCUUUGUGUUGUGUUGUGUGGGCCUCUGUGUUUGUAGGUUUAUGUCCUUGUGUUCUGUGAACAACUUUGUCUAAUACAUUCCAGACCAUUAUUGUUUGUACAGCUUAUUAAAAACAAUGGAUGUUUCAUUAAUGUGGUAGGUCUUAGAUAGAAUUAAUGUCAUUUUACAGUACUGUACAAAGGUCUUGAGCCACCCUUUUUCUCUUGAUGUUUUGAAAAUUGGGAAUAGGUGCAGUGACGUGCAAACAGACAUGGAAAUAUAGUACACAACACAAAAAAAAGAGUCUGUGCAAAUCUAACAAGCUCUAAAGUCAAAACUUGAUAUGGUCCUGGGCUUUGGUCCAGUUUUGAGGGGUUUUUGUUACUGAAGUCUUGUUAUUUGAUGUUCUGUUUGUUUGUUUGUUUGUUUUAGA
Haplochromis burtoni (Burton's mouthbrooder) is the source of this 2795-nucleotide messenger RNA. RefSeq names its product guanylate cyclase soluble subunit beta-2. Bases 1 to 1017 code for a protein of 338 amino acids. Lineage: Eukaryota; Metazoa; Chordata; Actinopteri; Cichliformes; Cichlidae. Gene Ontology annotation, biological process: cGMP biosynthetic process; receptor guanylyl cyclase signaling pathway; intracellular signal transduction. Gene Ontology annotation, molecular function: guanylate cyclase activity; peptide receptor activity. The transcript is spliced from 7 exons. The record is from RefSeq and is a predicted model, not a curated record.